Molecule: messenger RNA, 615 nt
Organism: Williopsis jadinii
Lineage: Eukaryota; Fungi; Ascomycota; Saccharomycetes; Phaffomycetales; Wickerhamomycetaceae
Gene: SEC4
Product: Rab family GTPase SEC4
Exons: 1
Coding region: 1-615 (204 amino acids)
Biological process (GO): protein secretion; regulation of exocytosis; protein localization to plasma membrane
Cellular component (GO): plasma membrane; endosome
Molecular function (GO): GTPase activity; GTP binding
Source: RefSeq, a predicted model, not a curated record
AUGUCUGGAAGAACUUCGACUAGAGCCUACGACUCUGUUUAUAAGCUGCUCCUUAUCGGUGAUUCCGGUGUCGGGAAAUCAUGUAUACUGUUACGUUUUGUUGAGGACAAGUUCAGUCCUUCGUUUAUCACCACGAUUGGUAUCGAUUUUAAGAUCAGAACCGUUGAAGUUGAUGGUGCCAAGAUCAAACUCCAAGUUUGGGAUACUGCAGGUCAGGAACGUUUCAGAACUAUUACAACUGCCUAUUACAGAGGAGCAGCUGGUAUCAUAAUCGUCUACGACGUUACAGAUGAACGCACUUUUGAGAAUGUCAAGAACUGGUACGAAGCCAUCAACCAGCACGCCACUGAAGACGCACAGGUGUUCCUGGUUGGUAACAAGAACGAUAACGCUGAUCUGAGAGCAGUGUCUUAUGAGCAGGGUGAAGCUCUCGCAAGGGAAUUGGGAGUACCAUUCUUGGAGACCAGUGCAAAGACUAACGAGAACGUUGAGGAGUUGUUUAUAAAACUGACAAAGAUCAUCCAUGAUAAAGCUGGCUCAAAGGCAAACGCCGAUAAAGACCACGGAGUCAAAGUUGGUGGCCAUGGCGAUAAGACAAGCAGUAACUGCUGUUGA